UCCCACAAUUCAUUGGGCCGGUACACACAUAUUAGACGGCUGGUGGAUCGGAUAUAUCGGGCUUGUUUUUACUUUUUUCUUGUAGAACACCGAUAUAAUCCGUAGACAACCUUGGAUUAUACAUCAAAAAUAAAUUUAUCUUGUUAAUUCAGAUAAAUUUAACCCAAUCAACUCCGAAUAGCAGCGUCUUCACUGAUGACAGUUCCUGCCAGCUGAAGGUUAGCAGCAAUAGUUUUGCUUUAAGCUAACAAGGGAAGGACUUUAAAACAUGUCUGGACCAAAUGGAGACCCAAACAUCUGCAGUGAGGAUGGCAUCAUCAACGACGACGACGAAUUUGGCGAAGAAGAAUACGCCUCGAUCAACAACAUGCUAGAUCAAAUCAACUCCUAUCUCGAUGACCUGGAGGAGCGCAAUGACGCCCUUAAUGGAAAACUGCACGAGCUGCUGGAGUCAAAUCGGCAAGCCCGUCUGGACUUCAGGGCGCAGCUAACUGGCUCUCCAACCCAAGACGAGAAUCAUGCCGUGGAGCAGGAAUCUUCUUUACCAAGCGAGCAAAACCAACAUGAAGAAAAUCAGUGACAAGAUCAAAUAAAUGUGAAGGCAAGGACAAAGACGAUCAAAGUGGAUUACAGUUGCUCUAAAUUCUGGUUUCCCUUGACAAACUUGGAAAAAUCCAAUCAGAUUUGUUGCUGCUCUAAAAAAAAGCUGCAUCUACUCAGAAUAUCUUAGUAGCAAACCAAGAUUCGUCUAGAUAUCAGAUCAAGUUAGAUCCUGUUGAAUAUUAAUCAUGCUUCAGGCUUGUGUGUGCAUACAUACAUAUAUAUGGAAAUAAUUGUGUGAAAUUGUCUAUUUUGUUCCAAGAUUUAGUCUAGAUAUUUCAUUUCUCUUCAGCACCCUCAGUCUAUGAUAUAGUGUUACUGUCCCUUAACUCAUUUAAUAUGUGUAAGUUUAAAGAAUUAAAAUUACAUACACACAUUGUGGGAAUUGUCAGACAUUUUAAUAUAAAUUAAGAUUACUCUGAAACAGAAAACAAACAUCCAAAAAUACAAUAAACUUCCAGCAGUUAAAAAACUUC
Xiphophorus hellerii (green swordtail) is the source of this 1076-nucleotide messenger RNA. RefSeq names its product bublin coiled coil protein (gene bbln). The record is from RefSeq and is a predicted model, not a curated record. The transcript has 2 exons. NCBI's taxonomy places the organism in Eukaryota, Metazoa, Chordata, Actinopteri, Cyprinodontiformes, Poeciliidae. Bases 269 to 580 code for a protein of 103 amino acids.